AUGCCCAGUCUUGAUGAUCUAAUUUGGCGACAAAUGUAUCGCCGUGACGAACGAUACGCUGCUAAACAAGAUUCGUCCGACCUGAAAUAUCUUCCUAUACUAAGUUGCAGAAGCUUCAAGGGACUGUCCUCUCAGUUCUAUUUUGGCGAAGGCUCUUUCAAUAGGCGUCAGGCCUUGAUCCUUUCAGAGAUUGAAGGCAUUACUCUGCGCGAGCUCGCGAAACAAGUCGAAUCAAAUAUCGAAGAGGAGACUUUGGAGUUAUCUCUUGAGAAUGCUUUCGGGGAGUCUUACAAGCUCGGAGCUGAGCAUUAUGACCUGAACCUAGACAGCAAGCUUGGGAACUCAGCCUCAGUAUGGGCUGUGCGUACUAUCUGA
Molecule: messenger RNA, 375 nt
Organism: Penicillium roqueforti
Lineage: Eukaryota; Fungi; Ascomycota; Eurotiomycetes; Eurotiales; Aspergillaceae
Exons: 4
Coding region: 1-375 (124 amino acids)
Source: RefSeq, a predicted model, not a curated record